AUUAAUCAUUUAUAUUAUUUUGUUCCGAGUGUGGCAGAAACAUGCAACGCUAAGUGCCAUGACACAAGGCACGCUGUUUGCUCUAUCAGUCUAUUUUGGGCCACAGUUAAGUGUCUUAUCAGAAUUACCAAGUCUAAUACUGAAGAUACUGCGCUAGUACUGCAGGCGUGUACAAUAAACAACAAAGCAGUCACUUAUCACUAGGCACCAUGCUCCCAUCUGCCCAGUUACAAUCAAGGGUGCAUUAUCACACCCUCUCACGUGAGCGCGAGACGCCACCGCAUUGGUCAUUUCAGACCGGGGAAGUUGUUUCUGUUGUAAUUCAGGAAGAACCCAACUCAUUUCAAAAAUAGGUUGGGAUUUAUUUGUCAAAGUUACAUUAUUUAAAAAAGGAAAUUAUUAUAAUCCUGAGCACUAUCGUGUGUGGAUAGCGAGCAAAUAGAUUCACUUCCCAUCACCUGCCAAUCAAUCACCAUUCCUGCCCAGCCGUCCCACCUGUGUGGGAGAGGCUGUAUGUGUGGUUGGACCUGUUCCGGCCCAUUGGCAUGGCGAUGAUGGAGGAAGGGGCGCGGAGCUGCCUGCUUCAGUCACGCUCCAGCCUGGAGCAGGACAUCAGGGCCUCCUACCUGAUGGAUCACAUGAUCAGCGAUGGCGUGCUGACUGGGGACGAGGAGGAGAGGAUCAGGAGCAAGCCCACCAGGAGAGAGCAGGCUGCGGCCCUGCUGGAGCUGCUCCUGAGGAAGGAUAACCAGGCCUACAUCUCCUUCUACAACGCCCUGGUCCGCGAGAGCUACGGAGACCUGGCCAGCCUGCUCCACAACAGCCUGCCCCUGGUCUCCCCCGAGGCCGAGAAGAGCUUCUCAGACGCGGGCACCCGCUAUGUCCAGACGGUGCUGAGUGAGGGCGGCGUGCCCCAGAGACCCGUGGUGUUUGUGAGCCGGCCAGCCCUGGUGAACCGGGUCAGGGAGAAGCUCUACCGAUUGCAGAAGGAGCCCGGCUGGGUCACUGUGUUCGGCAUGGCCGGCUCCGGCAAGUCUGUCUUGGCUGCGGAGGCAGUCCGAGACCACGCACUCAUCACAGAGUGUUUUCCAGGAGGAGUCCACUGGCUGUCCAUAGGCCAGCUGGACCGGGCUGACCUGCUUGUGAGGAUCCAGUCGCUGUGUUUCCGCCUGGAGCAGCAGUGCCAGGAGCAAGACCCCUCGUCCUCCCUCCACCGGCCUCCUGGCUCUCUGGAGGAGGCCAAGGAGCGCCUACGCUUCCUCAUGCUCCGUCGUUACCCCAGGUCGUUGCUGAUACUGGAUGACAUCUGGGACAACUCGGUGCUCAAGGCCUUUGACAUCCAGUGUCGAGUACUGCUCACCACCCGAGACAGAAGCCUAGCCGACUGUGUCAGUGGUUCUAAGUCUGAGGUGGCAGUGGAGAGUGGUCUGGAGGAGGAUCAGGCCUUGGAGAUCCUCGCCCUGUAUGUCAACGGGAAACCCCAGAGACUCCCAGAACAGGCCCGCAGCAUUGUCAGAGAGUGCAAAGGCUCCCCCUUGGUGGUGUCCCUAAUCGGGGCCCUGCUGCGGGAGUUCCCGGACCGCUGGGCCUACUACCUGCGCACGCUCCAGCAGAAGAAGUUCAAGCGUAUCCGUAAGUCGUCUUCGUAUGACUACGAUGCCCUUGACCAGGCCAUGGCUGCCAGCAUCCAGGUCCUGUCUGAGGAACACAGGGAGCUGUACAUUGACCUCACCGUGCUGGAGAAGGACGUCAAAGUACCUGCCAAGGUUCUGUCGGUUCUGUGGGAUCUAGAACCGGAGGAGGUGGAGGACGUUCUCCAAGACUUUGUGAACAAGUCCCUACUGUUCCGUGACUGUCACCACCGGCCCUACCUCUACUACCUCCACGACCUCCAGCUGGACUUCCUGGCUGAGAUGAACCGCUCUGGUCUAGAGAGCCUCCACUCUAAGGUUGUGCGUCAGUACCAGCAGUGCUACAGCCAGGGUCCCCCCACCUCAGGAGAUGAAGAGUGCCUCUACUGGUUCAGAUUCCUCACCUACCACAUGGCCAAGGCCAACCUCACACAGGAGUUGUACUCUCUGAUGUUCUCUCUGGACUGGGUCAGAACUAAAGCUCAGAUUAUGGGACCUGCUCAUCUCAUCAAUGACUAUGUGGAGUACGGCGCCAUACUGGACAAAGAGAACAGCGAGGUGCGGGGCCACUUCCAGGAGUUCCUGUCUCUGAAUGGCCACCAGUUGGAGCAGCGUCCGUUCCCUGACGUAGUGCAGCUGGCCCUGUCCCAGCCAGACUCCUCCGAGGUGUACCGCCAGGCCCUGCUGCAGGCGCAGGAGAGGGCCACCAGAGGGGGACUCUACCUUGACUGGGUGAACAAGAGUAGUCUUAAGAGUCUGUCUCGUCUGGUGGUCCAGCCCCACCAGGGAUCCAUCUACUCUGCCUGCUUCUCCCACGACGGCACCAAGAUCGCCUCCUGUGGCUCCAGCAAGACACUGCGAGUGUUUAAGAGCACCUCUGGGGAGAAGCUGCUGGAGAUCCAGGCCCAUGACGAUGAGGUGCUCUGCUGCGCCUUCUCCCCCGAUGAUCGUCUCCUAGCAACCUGCUCCAGCGAUAGGAAGGUCAAGGUGUGGAACGUGGAGCGUGGGACUCUGAUGAGGGUGUUUGAGGACGAACACGAGGAGCAGGUCAACCACUGUCAGUUCACCAACACACGCCGACGCCUCCUACUGGCCACCUGCUCCAACGACAAGUUCAUGAACACCAAGCUGUGGAACCUCAAUAAACCCUCCUCUCAGAACACCAUGUUUGGUCAUUUGGAGCCUGUCAAUCACUGCUGUUUCUCCCCUGAUGAUGCCCACCUCUCCACCUCUUCCAGUGACGGAACCCUGAAGCUGUGGGAGGUGUCCUCGGCCAAUGAGUGGAAGUCCAUAGAUGUGGCGGACAUGUUCCCGGAGCAGAGUGAGCAGACGGAGGUCAUGGUGAAGUGCAGCACCUGGUCAGCAGACGGCAGGAGCAUCAUCUGUGCUGCCAGGAACGCAGUCUUUGUGUUUGACGUAGAGACGGCGGCCAUGUUGUUGGAGAUCCGGACCAGUCGUCUGAGCACGGUGCAGUACUGUCAUGCCUGUCCCAGCAGCAACCUGGUGGCCAUCGCACUGUCACACUAUGCUGUGGAGCUGUGGGACAUAAAGACCAAUAAGAAGAUGGCUGACUGUAGUGGUCACCUGAGCUGGGUCCACGGAGUCCAGUUCUCCCCCGACGGAUCUCUACUGCUCUCUUGCUCUGACGACCAGACCGUCAGGGUAUGGGAGACUAACAAGGUCCACACCUCCUCGGCUGUCUGUCUGAAGAGGGACUCUGACGUGCUCUUUAACAACGGUGACAUCAUCGUGGUCGCCGCCGACAACCGCAACAGACUGCAGGUGAGGAAUGGGAGGACAGGAGCGGUGAUGUUCCAGUCAGAGGAGCAGGAGUCUCGUAUCCGCUGCACUGCUAUCUGCACACAGACCUCAGCCGUGGGGCUGGGACGAGAGGAUGGGACCAUACAGGUAGGAGGGAUGACAGUUAGGCAGGUGCUGAGGACCAUCGGAUGGAGGACUCUACAGCUGCUGAACUCUCACAGGGGGUUGGUGCUGGCGUUAGGGCUAGAGACAGGCAGUGUGCAGGUGUUGGAGGUGCCGUCGGGGACCCCCCUAGCCACUCUGCAGGGUCACACCAGGACAGUGCUCCACUGCCAGUUCACCCCGGAGGGACACACACUGAUCACCUCCUCUGAGGACACCACCAUACGGGUGUGGAGGUGGAGGACAGGUGAGUGUGUGGUGCUGGAGGGCCACAAGGAGCAGGUCAGAUGCUUCUCUCUGCUCACCACCUCACCCUCCUCAGAGACACAUCUCCUCAGCUGGUCCUUUGACGGCACCAUCAAGGUGUGGGACAUGUCUAGUGGUGAACGGCUGCAGGACCUAAUGUGUCACCAGGGGGCGGUGCUAGCCUGUGACGUGUCGCCUGAUGGACAGAUCUUCGCCACCACCUCCGCCGACAAGACCGCCAAGGUGUGGAGCAGUGCAUCGUGGGAGUGUGUGUGCCCGUUGAACGGCCACCAGGACUGUGUCCGCAGCUGCCGCUUCUCUUGGGACGGUCGGCGCCUAGCGACCGGCGACGACAACGGAGAGAUACGGCUGUGGAACGUGAAGGAUGGUACUCUGCUAAAGAUCUGUUCCCGUGACAACAAGGACGCCAUGGACUCUCUGCACGGAGGAUGGGUGACUGACCUGCACUUCUCCCCAGACAACACCGUGCUGCUGUCUACAGGAGGAUACAUUAAGUGGUGGAAUGUGGAGAAAGGGGAGGCCCUCCAGACCUUCUACCCGACAGGAGCCAAUCUGAAGAGGAUCCACGUGUCACCUGACUUCUCCACCUUCGUCACCAUCGACAACAUCGGAAUCCUCUACAUCCUGAAGAAGGUGGAAUGAGAGGGAGGCAUAGCUCAAUAGUCUAAAGUGGCUUCCUUAUAGCUCAAUAGUGUAAAGGAAGUGUAGCUCAAUAGUGGAAAUAGCUCUCGUCUCCUCUCCUUGCAUUGAUCUGAAAGAGCCAGACAGGUGAGAGCCAAUGUCCAUUAGGCAUCUGCCUAGCCUGCGUGUUCAGAUCAGAUCGGAGCAGUUGAAGAACAGGAGAUCUGCUAAAGGAAAAAAUACAUCAUUUCUACUGCUCUGCCUUCUUCUGCCUGCCGUAACAGUCAGAACAAUCCCAACAAAAUUGAUAUCCUGAAGAAAUGAACUAUUAUGCUUUUGUUAUUGUAUCAGGGGACGCUAGAAAAAAUACAUUUGAUUCUUACUGCACUGGGGUAAAUUGCAUGCAAUAUGGAGAGAUUUUACUAUGCUCUUUUUAACUAGGAAAAUCUAUGCUAUAAUGAAAUGCACCAGCAUUAUCUGUUGUGAUUCUAUAGUGAUGUUGUCAAACACAGUGAAUCGUUUCUGUAUUUCUAAGUGUCCAAUGAGUCUUUUGCUUUGUUGAUGUAGUGGCACAAUGCAAAUGUGAAAGUGAAAGAAUUUCCCAUGUUAUCUGUCGUCUUAAACAAAGUACAUGUAUUUUUCCCUGUGAAGUUCGGGCGCAGGGAGCCUAGCGAUUUAAGAGCGUUGGACCAGUAACUGAAAGGUUGCUGGUUCGAAUCCCUGAUCCGACUAGGUGAAAAAUCUGUCUAUGCCC
Coregonus clupeaformis (lake whitefish) is the source of this 5196-nucleotide messenger RNA. Its product is annotated as apoptotic protease-activating factor 1. The transcript has 28 exons. The record is from RefSeq and is a predicted model, not a curated record. NCBI's taxonomy places the organism in Eukaryota, Metazoa, Chordata, Actinopteri, Salmoniformes, Salmonidae. Gene Ontology annotation, molecular function: ADP binding; protein binding. The coding region runs from base 546 to 4463 and encodes 1305 amino acids. Gene Ontology annotation, biological process: apoptotic signaling pathway; regulation of apoptotic process. Gene Ontology annotation, cellular component: apoptosome.